CGCUUGGUUCUUUGACCCGUUGCUGCAGACAAAACUUCGGCCGCGAGCCAUUGGACAUUCUUCCACCGCACUGCGACGCGCCAUGGCGAAGAAGAAGGCCAAGGGCGAAGCGGGCGAGAGCUCCUCUGCUCCGCCGCCGCCGCCGUCGACGUCGAGCCUGAUCAUCUGCAGGAACAAACACUGGCGGUACAUCUCCAGUUUCCACGGACCAUGGCUUCAACUUCCACCCGAGAUCCUCGACUCGCUCGCCCACCAGAACUGGACCAUGCCUGCCCCGCGCCUAAUCGAUCCCGCCGUCUUCUACGAUAUCGUUAAGAUCCGCAAAGCUGUCGAUCAAGCCUCAGAAGACUCGGUGCGUGCCUCGACGGGCUUGUCUAACACUGCCAUGAACGGCCGCAUGGACUACUUCGGUGCUGGCGGGGGGCCGGGGAGUCAAUUGAGCAAAGAGCGAAUCUUCAAGAUACGGCAAAAGGCUGUGAAGCUGCUGUCAUCGGCUUUCCAGCUCGACGAGGUAGCCGCGAGCGUUGCGACCAUGCAGGCAACGAGCACUGUCGAGGAUGUGGCUCAACAUGUGCUGAAGCGAGAGUCGCACAGUACAGACGCGCGCUACGUGCAUUUCUUCCACGAGAAGAUUCCGAGUCGCGCCAUGGAAGAAUAUACUCCCCUCGAUCCACUCAACGAGAUCAUACAGGCACUGCCUAUGGAAGAGCAGCCUGCUCCGUUGCGAACGCGGGCGCUGGUGCAGAUCUUUAAACAACAAUGGCAAGGCGCUGUGUACGAUCUGACCAUCGCCUUGCGUAUUAUAGAGAACUUACGGCGCAUACACAAGCCCGACCAACAGGAGCUGGAACUGGCGAGCAAGAUGAAGGCCGAGCAGGAAGCAUGGCAGAAGGGACACAGAGACUGGAGAUCAGUACCGCACCUGAAAGAAGAGGAUCAACCGAAGAGCUUGGAGAUGCAACUCUUGUUCAAUCGUGCUGGUGUAUACCUCACUAUUGCUUGUCAGAGCGUGCAUGCCGCUCUGGACGGGCUACAAGAGUAUCAGCAAGCCACUGCAGAAGGUGAGAGCAACGGCGUCGAUCGAAAAGCGCAAGAUGAGAGACUUGCCGCGCGAAAGAUCGUGAAAGUGAACGCAAGGCGCGCCUUGAAGGACUACGAAGCAUUCCUCUCACACUUCGACUACACGCCAGGCCUGCCUUACGAAAUCACAAAUGAGAUCAUGCGAAGGGUCCAUGAUCUGGCGAACGGCAAUAAAACACAAACGACCCUGCCCAAAAGCAGGUUGAUAGAGUUGAAUGAUUCUGGGGAUGAAGUCCACAGCGACAACGCGGAUGAGAAGCUUACGCCAACUUCGAGUUCUAUGAUCAAGCAUCAGAAGCCGAAGUCGGAUCCAUUCGAACGCGGCGAGGAUGGGUGGCCAAAGUUUCCGUCGCCCAAGAUUCAUCCUGCCAGCGCCCUCUUCACUCAGCAGCCUCCAGCAGAUCUUCCUCCUUUUCCCAGUGAGGAGACCAUAGAGGCGAUGCGGAACAACGACAUUCUACAUGAAGCAUUCGGGAGUCGCGAAGCUGUUACAUAUCACCCACUUCUCACCGAUGCGCUGCACUCUUUACUAUUGGCACAUGCGCUUGUUCAGACAAGUCCCACCGAGAUUCUGCGUCACGCCCACAAUGCGGCGCGUCUGGCGAGGAUCGCGGACGGCUAUCCAAUCUUCCAAGCGGCUCGCAGCCCUGCUCGUGCUGACUGGAUUGAAGUGCUUCGCAGAGCAAACAAUUGGCUUGGUCUCAGUGUGCCGUGGCAGAAGCUUUGUGCUCCAGCUCCUCUACCUGACGCCGCCGGCGGUUGGGCAAAAGACACUUCGUCGAAAGCGGUUGCACGGCAGAAAGAACGAAAACAAGAAACUUCGGAGCAAAAGCGAGAGCGCAUAAAACAGGAGUCCAUCAUUGAUGCUCUAUCCGAUGAUCGCGUAGUCGAUGAAGAGUCCUUCCAGCGAGCCGUGCGUGCUAGAGAGCGCAGAGCGAUGGAGGACGAGGAAGGCAUCAGUGGUCCACUCAGAGACAAAGACACCUCCGCGACGCCGUCUACUGGCUCAUCGACACCGACGACGAAUGGUGACAGCUCCGGACCUCCGCCCAAGCGCUGGGCACAAGAUGAGCAUGGCAAGGAGUAUCCCAUUAGUACUGAGCGCGCUGAAGCCAUUGCUCGUUGGAUCAAGGAGAGCCCGCUGAGUAUGGGCGCGAAGAAAAAGAAGCGGCGCGCUGCUGGGCGGAGGACAGGGCAGAAUGGCGUGCAAGCCGCGACGUCUGGGAUAUCUUCUCUGGCUGUCGACGACGAUGACGGGGAUGAUGAUGGUCCCGAUUGAUUUGAUUCUUCCCACGCAGCUCUUCAUUGCAGAGUUGCAGAUGCUUGAGCAUGACUUCAGAGGUCCGAUUGGAGGGCUUCGCAAGUCUUGAGAAAC
Cercospora beticola is the source of this 2455-nucleotide messenger RNA. RefSeq lists its product as uncharacterized. The record is from RefSeq and is a predicted model, not a curated record. NCBI's taxonomy places the organism in Eukaryota, Fungi, Ascomycota, Dothideomycetes, Mycosphaerellales, Mycosphaerellaceae.